Lasiosphaeria miniovina is the source of this 1489-nucleotide messenger RNA. RefSeq lists its product as uncharacterized. The record is from RefSeq and is a predicted model, not a curated record. NCBI's taxonomy places the organism in Eukaryota, Fungi, Ascomycota, Sordariomycetes, Sordariales, Lasiosphaeriaceae. The coding region runs from base 171 to 1394 and encodes 407 amino acids. The transcript is spliced from 2 exons.
CACAGUCUGGCGGGGGGUGAAUAGGGAAUUUCGGCGAUCCGCUUUUUCAACAGCUCCAAACGCUGGCCCGAGUUCCUGGCCGCGUUACUAUCGUCAAAAGAAAGAAGAAGAAAAAAGACGCCCAUAUUUAUUUGUUGGGGGGUAUCGAUUGAGAAGCGCCCGCCAAAGCCAUGUCUGGCAUAUCUUCCAGAAGCGCCCUCCGGGCCAGGGGCGGCAGGGCAUGGGAGGCGCUAUUCAAGAAGGCCCCGGUGCAAACGAGGUGUCUGCACUUGACGCCCUCUCGUCAAGUGGAAAUCCCGAGCUUCGACACCACACGCGCGCCGCCAGAGCUCAAGGAGGCGCUGAACACGUUGCGCUCCAAAAUCAUCCUUCCGUCGUACCUGUCCCCCGAGACGCAGAAGAUGCUGUUCCGCCCAAAGCACAAGAAGAGGAUCGAGGCGGACCCGCCGACAAUAGAAAUCAACGACGAGGUGAUCCAGUUCGCGCCCAUGAACCGGCUCAAGGACCUGCCCGCGAUGAAGCCGAUGGUCAACGCCGCCAUUAACAACAUGAAGAGCGCCAGCGACUUCCAAAACCUGCGGCCGCUGCUCGACGGCCUGCGGCACGCGCACCGCACCCUGCCAGAGUACAUGUGGACGCGCAUGACGAGGAAGGCCGCCCUGGCCAACGCGCUGCCCAGCAUCAUGACGUGCGUGCAGCAUGUCGACAAGACGCACUUCAAGCUCAACCAGUCCGUGACGGUCAACGAGCUGCUGGGCUACAUCCAGCAGAAGGCGGUGGACAAGUGGGAGUUCGCCGACCUCAAGAGGGCGCUCGGCCGGACGCGCAUGAUCCUCGAGGUGCUCGAGACGGAGCCCCUACACAAGCGGUCUCCUGACGAGCCGGGGGCGGCGAAGUAUCCCUCGCUGCACCAGGACCCCCAAAUACAAGCGGCGAGGCUGCACAUGGCGGCGGCGAUGGCCGUGAGGCAUUACAAGGGCAAGGACAAGGGCGGGCUCGUCGAGAAGUACGCGCGAGAGCUCUUGACACUGUGGCCGAGGAACAAGGGCCUGCUCACCCUCUACCCGAAGGAGGCCUACGAGAACAAGAUGUCCAUGCACUACCUGACCGUGCCAGGAAACUUCACCUGGUAUGCGGCGCCUAUGGCGCACGGGCUAAAGCUGGCGGCUCAGAUCGUUCCGGAGCUCGCUCCUCAGUUGCUGUCCAGGGCAAAGACGGUCGAGUGCGAGAUCAAGGAUGAGAUGAGGAAGCAUCCCCUAAAGGCAAGAAGCCAGGCCAUGUACGACGCGCUCUUCAAUCCAGAGAAGCCUUUAGGUGCGCCCAAGGCUCCCAAGCCAGCAGAAGAGUCAGCAGAGGGGCCAGCAGAGGAGCCGGUAAAGGAGCCAAUAGCCUAGGGGAAAUAACCAACUAGCCGAGUCCAGGCGGCGUCCCCGGUCUGUAUGUACAGUUUUAUUUUUGCAACAAUAUAUAUAUACCUCGUAAAAGGCGA